GAUUCUGGUCUCUGCUGACAUUAUCUCUAACUGCUGGAUUCUCCUGUUGUAGCUUCUCUUGGACAGUGACUUACUUUGAUUCUUUUGAACCAGGAAUGUUUCCGCCUACUCCUCUUUCACCUGCUAGGUUCAAGAAACUGACUGGACAUUCUUUCCACAUGGGCUAUAGUAUGGCAAUUUUGAAUGGCAUUGUAGCUGCUCUUACUGUGGCGUGGUGCCUCAUGUAAACUCACAAUAGAGAAAUACUGUUGGUGAAAGUCCUGCUUGUUUUAUAACAACAGAAACAAAUGUUGCCUACUCCGAAGACUAUGAAAUGUGAUUUAAAUUCAGACCAUCGUCCAUCAUUAUGAAAGACCUUGCAGAGCAUCAUUUCAGAAACUAGGCAAUGGAAAUAUUUGAGUACUUUAAAAUAUUUUCUUAAAAGUGUAAGAUGUUUACCUCCUCUUUUUACUUUUUCUGUAUAUUUUAAUGUAAAUCAAACUUGGAAACUUGAAUACAUGAUAAUGCCUACCUUUCUAUGUAUACUCCCAUUUUUUUUGCUAACAAAUGUUGUUCUUACUGCUUUGAGAUAAAAGUAUUUCUUCUUUCUGUAUUGCAUUAAGAAAACAAUGCUGACCUGCUGAACCAGGUUCUGUGGGUUGGAAGCCAGCCUGUAGCUACACAGUGAGACCAUUUAAAGAAAAAGAAGAGAGAAAACAAUGCUUUUUACUUUGUAACAUUUUAUAGAAACUACAUCAGAGUUUUUGAUAAUCAAUAGAAUGCAAAUGUGCACUUAUAUUUUUUAUGGAGUAUACCUAGGGGUUUUAUAUAUUCAUAAUGCUGAAUUUAUGUUUUUAAAAUUAUAUUUAUACCUAUAUGGCUGCAAAUUUUAUUUCUUAGCCAGUGUAAACUUUUCCAUUAAAACUCAUUGAUUUGAGUUUAAGAUUAAGUAAAUAUAUUUUUUAACAAAAAGAUACUGAAAAUUCAGGGUAAGCUAUUUGUCAUUAUAAUGUUAAGAAAUUUGAGAUGGCUAACCAUUUGUAUUUUCCACAAUUGAAAAUAUUUAUUUUGAUGUGUAUGUGUGUGUAUAUAUAUAUAUAUCAGGGCAGCAAAACUUGUACUGUUUUGUUUUUAUCAAAUGAAAACCUGAAUUUUUUUAUGUAGAAAUGUUUGAACUUUGUGAUUUUUUAAUCUCAAGAAUAUAGUUGCCAAAGUAGAAAAGAUAUUUUGAUAUUUUGUAAAUGUAUAUACAAUUGAACUUUAAUAUGUAUGUUGUAAUAUAUAUAGCUUUAUAACUUUUCUGCUUAAAUAUUUUGUCAUGUCAAGAUUUUUUUGUUGUUUUCAUAGUAAUUAUGCCUUAACUGUUUCUCUGUCUUGCUCAGCAUUCUAAGUUUAGAAAGUCACCUCAAUUUUAGAAAGUUGAAAGAUUUACACAGCUCUUUUACCUGGCUUACACAAACUUAGAUUAGGAAACCAUUGUGUAUUCUAGCUAAGUGGGAAAUGAGUGUGUGUAGUGCAUUUGCAGUCCUUUGAUGAAUGUUGGGGUCUAAAAGUCUGCCAUUUUCUCUAUAUUACCCAAAUGAAAAGAAAAAUGUCAUUUCCAUUUAAUUGGAAAUGGCUCAUAAUGUUCUAAUUUAAAAUGAGAGAUGAGGGAUAUAGGAUAUAUAUAUAUGGUCUUACUAAAUACCAGUCCCAUGGCUUACAUGUUCAAUGAGUUAUGGUGGUUAGAAUAAUUCUGUUUUUUUGUUUGUUUUUUUUUAUUGACUCUUUCUCAUACACUAUAUUUUUGACCUUAUUCUUCCCCCCCCCCCCCACUCUUUCUAGAUCCUCACCACCUCACCACAUCCCUAUCCAUCCAACAUGUUCCUUCCAUCUUGGGAGAAAAAAGAAGUGUGUUUGAUAAGUGUGUUUGAUUGUUUGAAUGAUUCUGUUUAUUCUCAGUCUUCUUAUCUCCUUUCUUCUACCCUUUGCUUCAAAGGGACUCUCUUAUUCCAAAGAUCCAUUCAAAUUGUGAAAUUACUUUUAUCUCUUCUCCACCUGUGUAAAAUGCUGUUCCCAUUACCACCCCAAUUUAAAUGGCUCCAUACAAACUCUUUGUGUGUAAUGACUAAGUUAAACUUAUUAUAGUUAGUCAUACACAAGGUAGCACCAUUUAUAAUGUAGAUAAAGAGGACAUAUAAUACACUAUUUCUUUAGAACACUAGUAAUCUUUGGGAAAAUGUCCUUGUAUGAGGAAAGUGACUGCCUAAACUUAUUUAUGGUAGACCAAGUUCUCUCCUGGCCACAGUGAUUACAAUAAGAAGAGUGGGAUCUGAUUCAAAUCAGCUAAUUUUUAGGAUUUUUCAGUUUGAAACAAGAGCCCAGGAAAUGCUAGCAGUCAUGUGAACCAAGCUUAGUUGAAAAGGAUAAAGGUGAAAUGUAUACUGCUAUUGAUAUUCUCCUGGUUCCUGAAACCUGGUGAUAAACUGCUGUUUUUGAAUGUUGGUUACAAUGUUUUGGUACAUUUGUUUCUGCUGCUUACAUUAAGGCUUUUGUCAUUUGCACCAGAAAGUCAAGAUGAAGUCAUCUAGCAGUUGGAAUCAUCCAUCUCUAUUAGUAAUGUUGGACCAUCAAGUGAUGGUUAUAGUAUCAUCUUAUUUGUCAAGUAUACAUGGGGUAUGAUUGUGCCCAAGGCUAAUGAUUAGUCUCAGUGACUUCAAAGGAGCUUUAGAAUAAAGUUAGCUACUUAGUGUUUUAUCAGAAAUUUUGUCCCAAAUUGAGCUAGACAGCUUUAAAUGCUACCACAAUUUUAUACUACCAAAACAUUAGUUUCUAGUUAUGUAAGUGGAGAUCUUUUUCCCCCUGCCAGCCAAUUUCCAAAUAAGCACUCAGAGGCUUAAUAUUAAUUAUUGUUUGAACAAUGGCUCAAUUAACCCAUUUCUGUUAUUCUAUAUUUUACCAUGAGGGCCAUGGCUUGUUACUGUAUACAUUUUGCUUCUCCAGUGACUCGAUGGUGUCUCCCCAACUCUGCCUUCUUUCCCUAUUUGUUUGGUUUUCCCACCUGGCUCUUUUCUGCCUGGACAUUGGCUGAAACAGCUUUAUUCAUCAACCAAUAAAAGCAGCAUACAGAAAGACAUCACACAUCAUAUAAAUUUUAAAUCUGAUAUUUAGUAUCAUAGUUUCCCAGUCUCUUUACCUGCUGAAUGGAAAAAAUAAUACCCAAGACAUUUCAAACUGAAAAUAGUGCAAUAAUGUUUGUAGGACCUUGAUAAGAUGGUAUAAUUUAUAGCUUAAAAUAUAUUUGAUCUAGUAAUGGGUUUUUUGAAAAAUAAGAUUCUAGUUAAUCAUAUUUAAGGGUUUUCUCAGGUUUUUGUUUUUGUUUUGUCUUUUUACAUUUCUGUUAACUUUCUUGAUAUACUAAUUAGGAUCAUACAUCCCAAGUAACAAAACAUUUAAGGAAAAUAAAAUACUUGACGUGGUUGGCCAGGACCCAAGAAAAUGUUCAAAGGUAAAGAAAAAAGCACACAAAUAGCCAAACACAAUGUGUUCACUAACCCAUGGAUGCAAGCCUAAUAACCUCAAACAGUAGAUAACAUGAACUAAGCUUAUCUUCCUGAAAAGGAAAGCAAAGGCCUUUAAAAAAACAAACAAACAAAAAAACAAACAUUUAAGGUUGUUUUGUUUUGUUUGUCUCAGCUUCCCCAGUCAGUUUGUGCUGUAUGUUUGGAAGCCCUGAAUUUGAUGUUGUUGCUGUUACUCAGAAGUCUUACUGGAGGGAACAUGAUAGUUUGUUCAGAACUUGAGAUGACUGCCUCAACAGGCUUCUCCAGUCAAUUUUUUCUGUAUGUUUUAAGCAUGUGGUUUGAUAUAUCUGUUACAUUUUAUACUUUUUCUUUGGCUUGCCAAUAUACUUAAACUUUUCAUUCAAAACCAAAGUCUGACUAUCAUAGAUCAUCUCCUUACUGUACAGAACUUCCUUGAGCUUCCUGGUCCUUGUGUUCUCUGCUGAAUAAAUUCAGACAAGAUA
Messenger RNA from Cricetulus griseus (Chinese hamster), 3985 nucleotides. NCBI's taxonomy places the organism in Eukaryota, Metazoa, Chordata, Mammalia, Rodentia, Cricetidae. The record is from RefSeq and is a predicted model, not a curated record.